AUGGACACCGAGUAUUCCAAGAGAGUGUACCAGGGCGUUCGAGUCAAGCACACAGUCAAAGACCUGCUGGCAGAGAAGCGAUCCCGACAGACCAGCGGGCCGAGAUACGGUGGGGAUUCAACAAGUCCACCUUCUUUAGUCCAGUUGUCAGGAUCUCAUAUGUUGCCAAGCUACUAUGGGAUGAGACGCCCCUUCGUGUCAGACCCAGACCUGGGUCCAUCCACCAAGCAGUUUUCCACAGAGGGGUACCCAGCCACCUUCGGAGGCAGACCUCUGGGCUACGACUCGUCUAGCUUCUCCUCACUCAUUGAUAGCUACUACCCUGACACCUUCACCGAUUACCGAAGCAGCGCCACCUUCUCCGCCUCUGGAGGAUCUUUCCUACCUUCCUCGCUGUUGCCGCCCUUCGGUGGAGAGUCCUCACAUUUAUACGCGAGAGACACAUGGGAGCAGUCAGUUCCCGAGUCGGUUCCUCAGGUGGAGACCCUCUGUCCAGACAACAUGGCCUCUGUCAGCGUUCCGGAAGCACAGCCAAGCCAAGGCUCGUCCACGGGCUCAGGGUCCUACACGCUGCAAUCCCUUGAGGAUAAUCACUACCACCUUCUAGCCUCCAGCAACACCUCCUCCUUCCCGUGUCCUCCUUACAUGAACAGCGACAUGGUGUCCAAGAUGGCGGCGGAGGAGGUGACGGGCAGCCUCCCCAGCCUCCCUCCUGGUGUGGAGGCACACACUUCCUGGGAAAAGGAGGAGGAGGAGGAGGGGAGCUCUUGGUCGUCUUAUGAACUCAGAAGAGCUUUCUGAUGCACGUGUAGACAUUUCAUCGGCACUUUACGCAGCAGAUGGAUGGACGUUUGUUUUCUUCAUCAAGAAGACCGAGAACGCACACACGCAGGUGUCAAAGUCAAGGUCGCAUCAUUUUAUGUGGCAUAAUAUGUGUCAAUCCUGCUUUUCACCUUUUCCUUCCUUUCAGUUUGACAGAAAUCUUCUACACACAAAAUAUUCCAAGCAUUUUUUUCUCAUCCAAAAUAAAUGCUUGUCACCUUGACAUU
This is a messenger RNA of Doryrhamphus excisus (bluestripe pipefish), 1049 nucleotides long. RefSeq names its product POU class 2 homeobox associating factor 2a (gene pou2af2a). The record is from RefSeq and is a predicted model, not a curated record. Gene Ontology annotation, cellular component: nucleus. Gene Ontology annotation, molecular function: POU domain binding; sequence-specific DNA binding; transcription coactivator activity. Lineage: Eukaryota; Metazoa; Chordata; Actinopteri; Syngnathiformes; Syngnathidae.